Messenger RNA from Drosophila kikkawai, 1269 nucleotides. Its product is annotated as zinc finger protein Paris-like. Gene Ontology annotation, cellular component: nucleus. Gene Ontology annotation, molecular function: DNA-binding transcription factor activity; zinc ion binding; RNA polymerase II cis-regulatory region sequence-specific DNA binding. The record is from RefSeq and is a predicted model, not a curated record. Lineage: Eukaryota; Metazoa; Arthropoda; Insecta; Diptera; Drosophilidae. Gene Ontology annotation, biological process: regulation of transcription by RNA polymerase II.
UGGUAUUUCAUGUUGAGUCAGCGGCGGUCACAUGUCAGCGUAAAUGUAAAUAAUAUUAUUUUUGUUUAAUAAAGAGUUUGGUAAGGGAAAGGAUAUGGAGGACAUCACGGCAGUUGCUUCGCCCCGAAUCCGUUCUCUUCGCAACAGAGCACAAAAGUGUCGAGUUUGCUUGAAAAAAUCAAAAGAAAUGGUCAAUAUUUUUGAUAUUUCUCCAGAGCAUUGCGUUCCCAUUGCGGACCUGCUAUCUCAAUACACACGACUUGAGAUAUUUAAGGGUGAUUCGUAUCCCGAAACCGUUUGCCCGCCUUGCCUGCAAGCUGCCAAGAACGCAUUUGAAAUCAAGCAAGAUCCCGAAGGAAUAAUUGACAUAACACAGGAUGAGAGCGGGGUCCAAGUAAAGAAUGAAGGCAUCGACAAUGUGUUUGAGGAAUCUGCACCACAGAUGGAAUAUUUCCUGAUAGAUGAAUUCCUGUCAGACGAAGUGAAACCUGAUCAAACGGAAGAAUACUAUUCAGGCAAUGUGAUGAACGAGGAGCCACCGGAAGAGUACUUUUCGGGCAUGAACGAGGAGCCACCGGAAGAACACUUUUCGGGCCAAGUGAUAAACGAGCCAAUUGAUGAUGACUCAUUAGGGGAAGAUGCCGGGGAGAGCUUAGAUUAUGAAAUCGAUCCUUCUUAUUUGCGAGAACAAAGUCAAGGCACUGAUGAGGAUAACAAUGAUAAUAAUGGGGAAUCUAACAGUGUUGUGUUCCCAUGUUCCUGCUGCCCAACGCGUUUUACGAAAAGGUGUCAAAGGAUGCCUACCUACAAGUGUCCACAUUGCACAAAGUCCUUUAAAUACGAGUCAUUUCUACAACAGCACAUAAGGAAGCAUACUGGGGAAAGGCCCUUUAAGUGUUCCCAAUGCCAAAAAGAUUUUACAACCCAGCAACAAUUUUCACUACAUUUCAAGAGUCACCCUCAAACUCAAAUUUUCAAGUGUUCCCACUGCGGAUUGGUCUUUUCAAAACUGGAAGAACACGAAGCACACUUGAAAACACACAUAAAAAAGAAGAUAAAGUGUUUCAACAGCCAAAAACAUUUUUCUAGCGCUCGUAAACUCAAUAAUCACAUAGAGAUAUCCCAUAAGAAAAUUUUCUCUGAAAAACGUUAUACCUGUUUGUACUGCAAAAUGUCCUUUAGACGAAGGGAAUCUCUCCUUUUACACUUGAAAGGCGGUGUUUGCAUUUCACGCCUAACGAAGCCUAAAAUACGUAUAUCUGAAUAAAA